AUGAAAAUACUAGAGAAAUGUCGGCUUAAAGAAAUCGUCAAUAAGAUUGUCGCAAAUUGUAAUUUAAAACUGUUAACUUAUGAAGAUCAAGAAAAUACAAAACAGAUCGAAAAUUACUUUGGAGUCUUGACCCCGUUAAAAAUUGUUGGACUCGAAAAUUCUGGUAAAGAAAAAGAAGUUAACGUUAUGCUCAAAUUGAAACCUAAUCAAAUUGACGAUCGAAUGAAAGCAGUAUUAGAGUAUUUAUUUGAAACGGAACACUAUCUGUAUAGCAGAUUGAUACCGAUGUUCAGACAAUAUAAUGUUAAUAUAGAUGAAAUCAUUCCAAACUGCUAUUACGCUGACCUAGAACCGGGAAACGAAGUGAUUGUCCUACAGGACAUGACAUAUAAAGGCUAUCGACGCUAUUCUGGUGACGGGUUCUUUGAUUACGACCACGUCCUUGUGUCCUUGAAAACCCUCGCUAAAUUUCAUUCCCUUUCCUAUAUUUUAUUGAAAAAUGGUAAGAAACCAGACGACGAUGAUAUUUUAAAACCGUACACAAAUACCCACCCCGCAGAACUGAAUUUGGCUUUAAAACUAUCUUUGGAUAACCAUAUAAAGUAUUUUAAUGGAAAUAAAUAUGAAUUUAUAAAAUCAUUGAGGGAAAGGUACGACUUUAUAAGAGGGGGUGUUGUAAAAGGAACGAAAUGUUUUGUCUAUGCCCAUGGAGAUUUUUGGAAAGAAAAUAUUCUAUUGAAAUACGAGGCAGGCAAACCCAUACAGGCAUGUAUAGUUGACUUCCAGACAGUACAAUAUAUGAGUGCAUCUCAGGACUUUCUCAACUUUCUUAUAUCCUGCACUGACUCUGAAACCAGAAAGGAAUAUUUCGAGGAAUUCCUAACGAUUUAUCUCGCAACUGUUAUCACAACAUUACGACAAAAUGAUGUGGAGAUACCAUCAUUGAAGGAAGAUUUCAAGCAUGAUUUGAGACUAGUAGCUGAACACUGUAUUAUUCGAUCGUUUAUGGCCUUUGCGCUAUGGUGUGGUUUGGAAGAAGGGGGUGAAACCUUGUUGACGAGUAUAAAUACGAUAAACAAAAGCCAAGCUAUUUUACGUUUUACAAAAAUAAUUGGUGAUGUUCUUGAUGAUCUUAAUCAGGUGGGCUUGAUAACAUUGUAG
Pieris macdunnoughi is the source of this 1161-nucleotide messenger RNA. The record is from the annotation of a GenBank genome assembly. Lineage: Eukaryota; Metazoa; Arthropoda; Insecta; Lepidoptera; Pieridae.